Dromiciops gliroides (monito del monte) is the source of this 2152-nucleotide messenger RNA. It is a transcript of the gene PTP4A1, whose product is annotated as protein tyrosine phosphatase 4A1. Gene Ontology annotation, molecular function: protein tyrosine/serine/threonine phosphatase activity. Gene Ontology annotation, biological process: protein dephosphorylation. The record is from RefSeq and is a predicted model, not a curated record. The transcript has 5 exons. Gene Ontology annotation, cellular component: nucleus. Lineage: Eukaryota; Metazoa; Chordata; Mammalia; Microbiotheria; Microbiotheriidae. The coding region runs from base 254 to 775 and encodes 173 amino acids.
AAGAGUUCUGACCUGGAUGGGGUAAACCUCAGUGCACUGCCUUUCUUUUGCCUCAGUAUUACUGGAUUGAAGAAUUGCUGCUUCUUGUUAGGAGGUUCAUUUCAUUUCCCAUUGCUCUCAACUUCAUACUUAAAGCACUGAGAAUUUCAAGUGGAGUAUAGUGAAGGAGACUUCAGUUUCUUUUACAUCACUUCUGUAUUCAAAUUUUUAAAUCCUUUCAUAACCUUAUUGAGUGUUUUUUAACUAAAUUGACAUGGCUCGAAUGAACCGCCCAGCUCCUGUGGAAAUCACCUACAAGAACAUGAGGUUCCUUAUAACACACAAUCCAACCAAUGCAACCUUAAACAAAUUUAUAGAGGAACUCAAGAAGUAUGGAGUUACCACAAUUGUAAGAGUAUGUGAAGCUACUUACGACACAACCCUUGUGGAGAAAGAAGGCAUCCAGGUUCUGGAUUGGCCUUUUGAUGACGGAGCACCACCAUCCAACCAGAUUGUUGAUGACUGGCUAAACCUAGUGAAAACUAAAUAUCGUGAAGAACCUGGUUGUUGCAUUGCUGUUCACUGCGUUGCAGGUCUUGGGAGAGCUCCAGUGCUAGUUGCCCUUGCACUGAUCGAAGGAGGAAUGAAGUAUGAAGAUGCAGUGCAAUUCAUAAGACAAAAACGUCGUGGAGCCUUUAACAGCAAGCAACUUCUUUACUUGGAGAAGUAUCGUCCUAAAAUGCGGCUGCGCUUCAAAGACUCAAAUGGUCACAGAAACACCUGUUGCAUUCAGUAAAGCUGAGCUGCCUAUAUUAUUGCCUUGGAAGCAGAAAUUAGAGACAGGAUGUGGGGCAAAUUACAUACAUAACUAGCCAACGUAUAGGCUUGAUGAAUAAGUCUAACGAAGCUUCCAUAGGAAUAUUUUAAAACAAUUUUAUAGGUUAAAAGCUUGGCAGAAAUGCAGCUUAUCUCUUUGGGUUACUAACAACCUGUUCGGACACUUAGUAAAAGAUUCUUGCUGUUCAGCCUUUGGAACUUCUUGUUUAUCAUUUGUAUCAAUUGAACUUUCCUGAAAUCAUGAAGUAUUGAGUUACAAAUCUUAUUCAAAUCUAUUUCCCAAUACCAGAGUCUUAUCAGCAAAUAUGAAAUUUAGAGAGAUUAGGUGCCAAAAUACCCAGCACAAUGCUUACAUAUUUUCAAUAUCAUACAGAGUUAACAUCCUGGGAACUACAGACAGUAACCUGAACCCUAUGUGGUUCUUAUUCCUUCAAUCAUUUCAAUAUUGAAGAUAGGGCCUAUAUGGUAAUUGCCUGCUCACUGUAUGUUUACAUCUCCCACAGUCGCACUAGAAUAUCAGGAUUUGCACAACCAUUCAUUUUGUUGGAUUUUACUAAGUCUUAUGGUGAUACUUUAAUGUCUUUCUGUAAACCUUUGUCUCAUUUUGUGCUGUUAUCAAGACCUGCAUUUUGAAAAAAGAUCAUAAUCCUCUGGUUGAAAAUCCAUUUAAAAAUCUACACAUUGUACAGAAGCACACAGUCUUUAAUGUCUCCAGACAAUAAGCCUUACAGUUAAUUUAAUGUUCGCACUAAUGGGGUGCAACUUGACAGGGAGGGCCUAAAAAGGAUGGGAGGGGGCUAAUAAAUAUUUCUAGUAAAAUGUUGCCUUUGUCUUGUGCAGGAAGUAUAGAAUAUGCCCUUUACUUUAGUAAAUAUUUUUUAAAAAGGUAGAGAUGCUUUGUUAUUGUAGCUAAAGCAAUUCUUAAUCAUAAAAUUUCUGAGAAUCUUGUAAUUUCUUUUACUGUACCUAUUGAAAGUUGUUUACCAACUAUUGCUUUUGUUGAAAGUGAUUUUUUUCCUCCUCUUUCCCCUCAUUCUUCUCUCUCCCCUUCCCUGGGGAAAAAAAAAUUGGGUUCCUGCUAUGAAUUGAGCAGACCUCUAAUAUUUUGUAUGCCUUUUGAGCUUGUGUAACUUAAUAUUUGGAUACUUGAUAAUUUGUUUUAUUAUGUAAUUGAUAAAAUGGUGAUGUGUAUUAAUGUUAGUUCAACCAUAUAUUUAUACUGUCUUGGGAAUGUGUGGUUAUAGUUCUGUGGGAGAAAUAAUUUUCCAGUGUUCACCAGCUUGUAAAAACCUAGUGCGAGAGCUUAAACAUCUAAAUAAAUAAGUACUGAAAUGCA